UUUCAAGAUUAGUGAACGGUUGUUGCGUGUUUCUUUAAUAAUAAUUUUAUAGAAAAAUUAUAAUAAUUAGCUAAAUGUUGACAAACUAAAGAAAACCACAUAAAAAAAUAAAAAUUGCGGAAAUAUGAAAUUUAAAUAGUUAUCCAAAGUUGAAUAUAAUAUUCAAAGUGCUUGUGGAAAAGUGACGUCAUAGUUAAUUAUAGGCAUUCCUAAUUAGAAAAAUCUUUAUAGAGAAAUUGAGCUCUGAAGGGAAACAGUUUAUAGUAAACAAAAAUAGAAUCAGUUGUAGAUACUUCCCAAAAGAAACAAAAUAUUAUUUGUUUUAAUAUUUGAAUGUUAUAAUAUUGAAGCAAUAUUGUGGUGGCUUUAAGUAGAAAGCCUGCCGAAGAAUUCGUAAAUGUCAACUAUGGAUAUAUGAAUACAGCAACCCCCUAAAGUAUUACAACUUAUAAAACUUCCUUACCUAGUUUACCCCACAAAACUUAACCUAAGAAAUACUCAACAUAAUUCUCAUUAUAAAUCUGGUCUUCCGAAAAUUCCAAUAAAAUGAAUCGUUCGGAUUCUAUAAGAAGAGAUCGAUCAUUCGAUAGUGUCCUCAAUAAGCUAAUGCGCAUGCGUUCACAGAACCAUGAAAGCUUCAAGGCGGCCAUGUAUAAUUUCCUAAUAGCUGCCGGUAUAGCUGCUUUUGUAGCAGUAUGUUUUAUACUCGGCCCAUUUGUACGGCCGUUACUGUGGGCCUUUUUAAUGGGUGCUGUAUUAUUUCCGUUUAAAAGGAAAUUAGCGCAGUUAUUAAAUGGUUGGUUUGAGAGACUGGAAGAGCGUGAUUCCAAUGUUCUAGUAGCUUUAAGCUUAGCACCAUUAGAAGCGACUGAAAACUGUGGUAAAUUUCUGGUGGAUUGGCUAAAGGAACAUUGGCAAGUGAUAACAGCUGGUGUGGGUAUUGCUUCAUGUAUGAAAUUGUUGGUGUUGUAUGCUCCUAAAGGAUUCUUAUGCGCAGUUUGGCGUUUGAUAGUGUUUUCCCACUCACUAUUUGUGCAAAUGAUUGGCUUUUUAAAUAUAUAUUUGUUAGCGGCCAUUGUUGCUGUCUACUUAACGUCCGUCUAUUUCUUUUGGAAACCCUCCAAUAGUAAUCGUUUUGUUAUUGCUGGUCAGUCAUUAUGGAUUGCUAUAAUAAGUUAUGUUUGUAGCUUUUUGGGAGCUCUUCAAGUACCUGUAUUUAUAAUGAUUAUGUUAUAUGUGGGAGCCUCUAUAAUUUAUCAUCUACGUAUUACCGAAGAAACUAGUUCGAUUGUGGAGAAAUUGAAAAAACUCCUGGAUAAAACUGAUUUCGAAAAGUCUAUAAGUUCAUUGAACUUUAAGAACAUAAAUCAAAAUUCGGAUAUCGAAGAUGUUUCAUUUAGUGAAACUAUGGAUUCGGUAGAAACUCUCGAAGCCUAUGAAGUCAAAGAAGAUAUUACCGAGGUGCAUCAACAUUUAAGUGAUACAUAUUUUAAAUUCUUGUUUUAUGCUUGCAUAAUAACAUUUUUAUAUCGUAAUGUUUGGAUGUUUAUAUUGGCGGCCAUACCCAUAUUUAUGCAUCUACUGUUUACUUUGGGUAAAUAUACUGGAUUUACCGAUUUCAUAAGUGCCAAAAUUAAUGAUAUUUAUGAAAAUAUAAAGUCUUGGUCCAUUGAACAUCAUUCAGCUGUUUUGCCACUUUGUCUUCCUGGCAUUUUAGAAUUGAAUUAUAAAAUCAAUAAUGUGGUACGCAAUUCCCUCAAAUCUUCUGUGGAUUUGGUUACCUCAAUUUUAAUGAUUAUUUUGAUGAUACUCAUCAUUGUUUUCUUGGGCGUAUUCUUUUGUGUCAACAUAUAUUCGGAAACCAUUGAAGUGGCCUAUUUGGGCAAGGAUCUGAUUAACAAAACCAUAACAGAUCGUCCUGAAUUAAUUGAUAUUUUACCAGCCAACAUGCAGUCUUCGAUUGAUGAUGCCCUAGACAAUGCCCACCAUUAUGGUCGUCGCAAAAUUGAAACGUAUAUUGAUGAUUGGCUUACUGAUGCCGAUCCCAUCCAUGCCACUAAGCUUAAGGAACAAAUUUUAGAUGUUUGGGAUCGUUUAAUACAAUAUUGGAUCGAUUUUAAUAAAUCAGAUUCGUAUGGACCUCGCGUACCCACAGAUGCUCUAAAGAGUACCUUUGGCGAAAUUGUAGAUAAUCCGGGACAUUUUAAAGAGCUAGUUUUAGUGGCGAAACAGGGAAUCAUUGGCUGGGCCAAAAGCAACACACAAACCAUAAUGGAAGUGGGUGAAUCUCUGUGGCAUAUAAUACGCACGAAUCUAUCCAUGAUAAUGACAUUUACGGGAGAUAUACUAUCGUUGGUGUUAUCUGGUGGCCAGGCUUGUGUUGAAUUCAUAUUGGAUAUGAUUGUUUUCUUUACGGCCCUCUUCUACUUACUUUCGAGUAGUCAAACUAAAUAUGCUCCCCUACAAGUUACCAAAUAUUUGGGUGUGUCAUCUUCGGGUUCCAAAAUUGCCGAAGCCUUGGAAAAUUCCAUAUCUGGUGUUUUAAUUUCCAUGUUUAAAAGUUCUAUAUUUACCGGGCUCUUCACCUGGUUGGUUCAUACCAUCUUUGGGGCUCGUAUUGUUUUUCUGCCCUCUGCCUUAGCAGCCAUUUUAUCAGCUGCUCCAUUUUUGGGUAGCUACUGGUGUGCUCUACCGGCUUUGUUGGAAAUAUGGCUGGCUCAAGAUCGUUUAUAUGCCGGCAUUGUUUUGUUCUUAUUGCAAUUCUUUGUGCCACCCUACUUUGAGGCAGCUAUAUAUGCUGAAAUGAAAGGUGGUGGUCAUCCUUAUUUAACUGGUUUGGCAAUUGCUGGUGGCAUGUAUUGGAUUGGUUGGCAGGGUGCCAUAUUUGGUCCUUUAAUGCUAUGUUUCUUUAUUGGUAUUUUUGAGGUGGCUGCUGUAGCGAUGCGUGCAAAUGAAGAUGCGAGACGUAGCUCUGAUGAAGAUACUCGUACAACUAACAUAGCGGUGGUCGAUGCAAUUACAGAAAUGAAAAGUGUCAAUAAUGAGAAUAAUAAGAAAAAUUUAAUAAAACUUAACUAUGAAACAAACAAAUUGGCUGAAAAUAAACCAAUACAUUCUACUACAACUACAGAAUCUAGCGAAUCGAAUAAAACAGUUAAAAAUUUAACAAAUAAUAAAGUAAACGAUACAACCGAAGAAAAUAAUUCUCAAACAAGUCCAACAAACAUUAAGAAGAUGAAUGAAAAGUUGUCGGAAGAACUGGAAACCUCAGUGACAACAACAAAAGAUGUUACUGAUAAUAGAACGCAAUCGUUAGGAGAUACCAUAAAUGCUGCUAUAACUGGUGAAAAUAAAGGAUUUUCUACACCAGCACGAAAAUCGGUGGAGCUUAAAAUAGUUACUACCACAUUUCUACCAACUUCUUUUGAGGAAAAAGUGUGUUAAUUUUUAAUGUUUUCAAUAUUUUUUUUUAUGUGUAUUGUAGUUUACUUUUUUCUACAUUAACAUUUUGUGCUAACACCAUGUCUAAUUUCUAUGUAAUUAGGAGUAUCAAUAGAGUGCUUUUCAUUAUUCCUGCCAAAGGACUUGACCAAUGUGUACUUAUUAAGGUGACAUCAUGGGUGAAUUGAAGCAAAUCCUAACGAUUUCAUGUUUUUUACAUUUCACCGUCCAAAUUCUAUAAUCAGCUGUUUUCCCAAUGUCACCUAAUUAAAUUCACUUUGAACUGGACUUUUACAUUAUUUUCUCAUUUUAAAAAUAUAUAGUAUUUUAUAAAAAUGUUCUUGUAAUAAAUAUUGUAUAUUAAACUGUC
This is a messenger RNA of Calliphora vicina (urban bluebottle blowfly), 3811 nucleotides long. Its product is annotated as transmembrane protein 245. The record is from RefSeq and is a predicted model, not a curated record. The transcript has 9 exons. Bases 547 to 3444 code for a protein of 965 amino acids. Lineage: Eukaryota; Metazoa; Arthropoda; Insecta; Diptera; Calliphoridae.